AUGAAGCUUAAUUAUCUCGAGUUUGAUUGGUCAAGCUCUCGUGAUCGGGGCUUCAGGGUCCACCUUAGUCAGGCGCUCGUUGUCCACCUCCGUUUCCCAUCACCGCCGCUAAACGUCGAAAACCUCCGAGUAAACUUAACCACAACACAUUCUCUGGCCGUGUCCUUCGGCGCUUUGUGCUCGUAUACCCCAGGCUGCCACACCCUAUCGACUUGCCAGCGAAUCAUCCACCCGGCAGUCGUGGGAUCAGGACUCCAGCUACCCAGACUGCCGGGUCGUGAACAAAGAGGCCACACGAGCGGUUCCUUGUCCUUGUCCUUGUCCUCUUCGAAGCCGCAUCCUCAAGCCCAAGCUGAUGACCAUGUCUCGAAGCCCCCAACGUUUCUCGUUUCACGCCAGACGUUGCGUACCGUAUACGAUGAAAAGCCUGUUCGGAUGAUUGUCAAAGGAUUCGCACGCGACGCGCUCUCGACUUCUUUACUGAGUCUUUGUCGUUUGGACCUUACUGUUGAACGGCUGCCCACCAACCUCCCAUGCCAAGACCCUUAA
This is a messenger RNA of Colletotrichum paranaense, 549 nucleotides long. RefSeq lists its product as uncharacterized. The record is from RefSeq and is a predicted model, not a curated record. The transcript has a single exon. Lineage: Eukaryota; Fungi; Ascomycota; Sordariomycetes; Glomerellales; Glomerellaceae. Bases 1 to 549 code for a protein of 182 amino acids.